GCGCGCGAUGGUUGUUAACUUUGCAACCAAACCACUUCACUCCAUUUUUCAAAGCUUGUUCCCAUCCUCCAUUAACCUACAGGUUAGAGCACGAAUCCAAGCUCCAAUGGCGAUGUCGUCGUCUUCGUGUCCGGUGGCGGAUUUGGUACUGAAGAACGCACUCAUUUUCACCAGCGACGAUUCUCUUCCUUUUGCCGAUUCCAUGGCCAUUCUCAACCGCAGGAUUCUCCGCGUCGGCACCUACUCCACUAUUCAGGAAUUGGUUGGACAAGGGACAAGAGAGUUGAACCUCGGGGGAAAAAUUGUGGUUCCUGGAUUUAUUGAUUCACAUGGCCACAUAAUUUAUCAAGGACUGCAGAUGAAGCAAGUGAACCUUCAUGGUGUAAAUCAUAAACACGAGUUUGUGAGAAGGAUUGCAGAAGCAGCUAAAAACACUAAGAAAGGAAAUUGGGUACUGGGUGGUGGAUGGAAUAAUGAUCUUUGGGGAGGUGAAUUGCCAAUGGCUUCUUGGAUUGAUGAUGUUACGCCAUCUAACCCUGUUCUUCUCUCAAGGAUUGAUGGUCAUAUGAGCUUGGCUAAUAAUGUGACACUUAAGCUGGCUGGCAUCUCUAAUUUAACGGAAGAUCCAGAAGGCGGGACCAUAGUGAAAACUACUGAUGGAGAUCCUACUGGAUUGCUGAUUGAUUCUGCAAGGAAGUUGGUCCUACCUUUUAUUCCGAAGGUUUCGGUGGGAAGAAGAGAAGCAUUGCUAAGGUCAGUAAUCUUGCUCUGGCUAGAUGUUACAACAAUAGUUGAUUUUGGGAGAUUACCGGGAGAAUCAGUGCAAUUAUCGUGGGAAGACUUUUCAGAUGUGUAUCAGUGGGCAGAUUCUUCAGGGAAGAUGAUGAUCAGGGUUUGCUUAUUUUUUCCAAUGGAAACAUGGUCAUCUCUACACGAUCUUAUCCACAAAAUGGGUCAAGUUGUGAGCCCAUGGAUUUACUUGGGUGGUGUCAAGGGUUUUGCUGAUGGGUCUUUAGGUUCACAUACUGCUUUGUUUCAUGAGCCUUAUGUUGAUGAGCCUGACAACUGCGGCAUGCAAAUGACAGAACGUGAGAAGCUUUUCAACUUGACCAUGGAAUCAGAUAUAUCUAAGCUUCAGGUUGCUAUUCAUGCCAUUGGCGACAAAGCAAAUGAUAUGGUCCUUGAUAUCUAUGAAUCUGUUAUUUCCACAAAUGGGCCAAGGGAUCGAAGAUUUAGGGUUGAGCAUGCUCAACAUUUGGCACCUGGAGCUCCUCAACGAUUUGGUAAACUAGGGAUUAUUGCUUCAGCCCAGCCCGAACACCUUUUGGAUGAUGCAGAGUCUGCAACAAACAAACUUGGGGCACAGAGGACUGAAAAAGAAUCUUUUUUAUUUAGAUCACUGUUAACUUGCAAAGCAUGCUUAGCAUUUGGUUCUGACUGCCCGGUUGCAAAUAUCAAUCCAUUGGGUGGUAUCAGUACUGCAAUGAGAAGGAUCCCUUCAUCCUGGGAUCACGCAUGGAUGCCAUCAGAGUGCCUCACACUCGAUGAAGCCAUAAAGGCGUAUACAAUAUCCGCUGCUUAUGCAUCCUUUCUUGACAAAGAUCUCGGAUCUCUGUCCCCAGGAAAGCUUGCAGAUUUUGUUAUAUUAUCUAGAGAUUCAUGGGAUAAGUUUGCAGCUGACGGAUCGGCUUUUAUCGAAGCAACGUAUACUGGUGGUAUACAGGCCUAUCCUUAAUGUUGCUUCUAUCUACUGAAUUCAAAAGGCGACCUGGCUCACCGGGCUAAGGAUCUCAUGUGUUGCAGCUGUUUGAACAAACUCAAAAUCCAAGAGGUACCUCUCACUUUAGCUCCAAGAUAAAUUUGAGCAUGUGUUACCAUAUGUAUACAUUAAUCUUGAAUUUUCUUUGACAUAAACACUGUUUGCUGGUCAAUAAUGCAUGUGAAUAUUAACAUGGAAAGCAUGUGGCUAUGCUCAUAUAGUUCAAGGUUCAAUACAUGCUAUGACAUUCACAAUCAGUUCUAUUUUCUAGUUUCCAGCAGUAGCUUUCUUUUCAACUUUUCCAGUUUAGUCACUGCCUUCAAUGACGUUUAAUCAAUGUCAUUUUCAUUGCACUUUUAAAAA
Molecule: messenger RNA, 2122 nt
Organism: Benincasa hispida (wax gourd)
Lineage: Eukaryota; Viridiplantae; Streptophyta; Magnoliopsida; Cucurbitales; Cucurbitaceae
Gene: LAF3
Product: Amidohydrolase family
Molecular function (GO): hydrolase activity, acting on carbon-nitrogen (but not peptide) bonds
Source: RefSeq, a predicted model, not a curated record